Messenger RNA from Chiroxiphia lanceolata (lance-tailed manakin), 1654 nucleotides. Its product is annotated as phospholipid-transporting ATPase ID-like. Gene Ontology annotation, molecular function: ATPase-coupled intramembrane lipid carrier activity; nucleotide binding. Gene Ontology annotation, cellular component: plasma membrane. The record is from RefSeq and is a predicted model, not a curated record. The transcript is spliced from 15 exons. Gene Ontology annotation, biological process: Golgi organization; phospholipid translocation. NCBI's taxonomy places the organism in Eukaryota, Metazoa, Chordata, Aves, Passeriformes, Pipridae.
GCCCGCCCGUUCCCCAUGGGCUGCGGGGCCGCGGGACAUGGAGCGGUGCGCGGCCCGCCGGGCCCCGGAAGAGGAGCGGCGAGUGCGAGCCAACGCGCGGGAGUACAACGAGAAGUUCCAGUACGCGAGCAACUGCAUCAAGACCUCAAAGUACAACAUUGUCACCUUCCUGCCUGUCAACCUCUUUGAGCAGUUCCAGGAAGUAGCCAACACCUAUUUCCUCUUCCUCCUCAUCCUGCAGCUGAUCCCACAGAUCUCUUCGCUCUCCUGGUUCACCACCAUCGUGCCUUUGGUUCUUGUCUUAACCAUCACAGCUGUCAAGAUGCCACUGAUGACUAUUUUCCGCCAUAAAAGCGACAACCAGGUGAACAACCGGCAGUCUCAGGUGCUGAUCGGUGGAGUCCUCCGGCAGGAGCAGUGGUGAAUGUACGUGUUGGAGGACAUCAUCAAGUUGGAGAAUAACCAGUUUGUGGCGGCCGACCUCCUUCUCCUCUCCAGCAGCGAACCCCAUGGGUUGUGCUACAUAGAGACUGCAGAGCUGGAUGGAGAGACCAACAUGAAGGUGCGCCAGGCCAUACCUGUCACCGCAGAGCUGAGGGACACCAGCAAGCUGGCUCGCUUUGACGGUGAGGUGAUCUGUGAACCCCCCAACAACAAGCUUGACAGGUUUGGUGGGACACUGUACUGGAAGGAGAACAAGUACCCCCUGAGCAACCAGAACAUGCUGCUGCGAGGCUGUGUCCUGCGCAACACCGAGUGGUGCUUUGGCCUCGUCAUCUUUGCAGGGCCCGACACGAAACUGAUGCAGAACAGUGGCCGGACCAAGUUUAAGCGGACGAGCAUUGACCGGCUGAUGAACACACUGGUGCUCUGGAUCUUUGGGUUUCUGGUGUGCAUGGGAGUGAUCCUGGCCAUUGGCAAUGCCAUCUGGGAGCACGAGGUGGGCGUCUGCUUCCAGAUCUACUUGCCCUGGGACGAGGGGGUGCACAGUGCCUUCUUCUCUGGCUUCCUCUCCUUCUGGUCUUACAUCAUCAUCCUCAACACUGUGGUGCCCAUCUCACUCUACGUGAGCGUGGAGGUGAUCCGGCUUGGGCACAGCUACUUCAUCAACUGGGACAAGAAGAUGUACUGUGCCCAGCGCCGGACGCCAGCUGAGGCCCGGACCACCACCCUCAAUGAGGAGCUGGGGCAGGUGGAGUACAUCUUCUCUGACAAGACUGGCAACCCUCACCCAGAACAUCAUGUCUUCAAGCAAGUGCGCUGUGAACGGGCACAGCUACGGGGCCAGAGCCAGUCAACUUCUCCUUCAACACCACUGGCGGACCCGCGGUUUCCAGUUCUGGGACCCCAGCCUGCUGGAAGCCGUCAAGCUGGUGAGACCCCCACGUGCACGAGUUCUUCCGCUGCUCUCGCUCUGCCAACACCGUCAUGUCCGAGGGAGAAGAGCGAAGGGGAGCUCUUGUACAAGGCACAGUCCCCGGACGAAGGAGCGCUGGUCACGGCUGCCAGAAACUUUGGCUUCGUUUUCCGGUUCCGCACACCCAAGACCAUCACGGUGCACGAGCUGGGUCAAGCCAUCACCUACCAGCUGCUGGCCAUCCUGGACUUCAACAACGUCCGCAAGCGCAUGUCUGUCAUCGUCCCGCUGCCCUGA